Bufo gargarizans (Asiatic toad) is the source of this 2414-nucleotide messenger RNA. It is a transcript of the gene TSEN34, whose product is annotated as tRNA splicing endonuclease subunit 34. NCBI's taxonomy places the organism in Eukaryota, Metazoa, Chordata, Amphibia, Anura, Bufonidae. Gene Ontology annotation, cellular component: tRNA-intron endonuclease complex. Gene Ontology annotation, biological process: tRNA splicing, via endonucleolytic cleavage and ligation; tRNA-type intron splice site recognition and cleavage. Gene Ontology annotation, molecular function: tRNA-intron lyase activity; nucleic acid binding. The record is from RefSeq and is a predicted model, not a curated record. The transcript has 5 exons. Bases 81 to 1013 code for a protein of 310 amino acids.
UGUCUUACCUCGGCCUCUCAUUCAUUUCCUCCAGUAGCUGCAGUGAAUGUAGAAGGGGGAGGGGAUUGCGCGCCGUACACAUGGAGCGCUGCAGGCAGGAAGAGGGCAGUGUGCAUGGCACGGCCGCAGCAGAACAUUCCAGGAUCCUGAUCCAUCUUCAGCAGGGAAGAGCCUUGGUAUGGAGAGCAGACCAUGCCCGCAGGAUCCGGGAGGAGCACGGGCUGGUGGGAAGCCUGGUAGGAGCGCUGGUCAGGAAGCCAAGGCAGAACACCCGACUCGGCCUGCCGCUACAACUGCUCCCUGAAGAAGCCCGGCUGCUGGUGGAAAUCGGGGCAGCACGACUGGUACAUCAUCGCUGGGCAGCCGAUGGCACCGAUGUCUCCACUGCCGUAGAGGACAAGGAGGCCUACGCACAGUUCCUGCACCACAGCUAUGAAGAACAAGGGCAGCUGGCCUUGCAAGAAAAGAAGCGGACGCUGGAAAGCCUGUCAGGGCGGAUUGCGGAAGGUAGAAGCAAGAGAAAAAGACAGCGGGUUGAGCAAGAAGAACCGAUGGAGUCAUCCUCUCAAGGUCCUAUAAAAGAGCUGAUUAAUCUAGAACAGACCUUCCACUUCCCAAAGGAAGCAAUGAUGGUGCAGAUUCCUACUGCUCAUCUUCGACCUGGUAAUGAAGAAGAGGUGGACGUACAACAGGUGUCAUCUGAGUGGCCAUACACAGGCCAGAAGAAUCAUGAAGCACGCUACAAGGUUUUCAGGGAUCUUUGGCAGAAGGGCUACCACCUCACCAAUGGUGGCAAGUUUGGGGGAGAUUUUCUUGUUUAUCCAGGAGAUCCAAUGCGCUUCCAUGCACAUUAUAUCGCUAUCUGCUUUCCACAAGAUGAGAACAUUGCACUCAGUGACAUCAUCACUGCAGGACGCUUGGGCACGAAUGUGAAAAAGACAGUUUUGCUGUGCUCCUCCAGCCAAGAGGGACAAGUGAUAUACACAUCUUUACAGUGGUCAGGGUUGCAGUGAAGUACUGACACCAGACUGUUUUCUAACAAUCGUACGUGAUGACGCCAAAGUGAAGGCUCCAAACACAAAACGCUUACGUGGUGGCUGCUUGUGAAUAGAAGGCACCAGGUGAGACGCUAGAAAGUCCUGGUGAUCCAUCAGUCCUCUGAAUGAGAUUACGCCGCUGCGUCUGACUUUUUCUUUACCUUACACAAGGGCCCAGUGACCAUUGUUAUUAAAGAAAAAUAAUUAAAGCUUGCUACUUGAGCUGACAUUUUAAGAUAACAAAUCUAAGAGCUUUGACACUCUUAUUUGAUGUUGGAAAGACCCUAUGUACAUACAAUGCAUUUGGAAAGUCUUUAGACCCUUUAGCUUUUUUCACAUUUUGUUAUGUUGUUACCUUGUGCUAAAAUAAAAUAAAAAAAAUCAAGUUUCCGCCCAUAAAUAUUCACUCAAUACCCCAUAAUGAGAAAGCGAAAAUAUAGUUUUUGCAAAUUAGAAAGUAAACGCAAAAAUUUUGCCUAAGGGUAUUCAGACCGUUUGCUAUGACACUUGAAAGUUAGCUCUGGAGGCCUCACUUUUCUCUUGAUCAUCUUUGAGAUGUUUCUACAUCUUGAUUAGAGUCCACCUCUGGUAAAUUCAGUUGAUUGGGCAUGAUUUGAAAAGAAACCGCUCUGUCUAUAUAAGCAAUAUCAGAGAAAAAAACAAGCCAUAAGGAGGAAAGAACUUUGCCCUUCAUUGUGUGGAGGCACAGAACUGGAAAGGACAUAAAAACAUUUCUGCUGCACUGAAAGUUCCCAAGAGCACCAUGGCCUCAUAAUUCUUAAAUGGAAGAAGUAUAGGAUAACCAGGACUCUUCCUAGAUCUAUACGUCCCACCAAAUUAAGUAAUUGGGGUAGAAGAGCCUUGGCAAGAGAGGUGACCAAGUUCCAAAGAUCCUCUGUGUAGAUAAUAGAAACUUCCAGAAGGUCAACCUCCACUGCAGCACUCCACCAAUCUGGGCUUUAUAGCAGAGUGGCCCGAAAGAAACCUUUUCUCAGUAAGGCCUGUGCUACACUGCAACUGUGAGAAACAAGAUUCUCUGGACUGAUGAAACUGAAGAAGAUUGAACUUUUUGGCUUUAUUUCUAAGCAUCAUGUUGGGAGAAAACCAGGCACAUCUCAUCACCUUCCCAGUACCAUCUCUACAGUGAAGCAUGGUGGUGUAUUGUGUGCAGAAUGAUGGGGAAUUUUUUUUUUUUUUUUUUUAGCACACAGUGAAAGGGGCUGAAGAGUUUCUGAAUGCAAUAUAAGGUAUUGAAAUAUGGGUCCCAAAAAAAUACAAUGGAGGGGAUUAAUCAAAACUAGUGCAAGCUGAAUGAAGAGUAGUUUUGUUCUUUUAAAAUCAAGAAGCGUCUUGAAUAAAUCUUCCCCACUGUUUUAA